This is a messenger RNA of Carassius gibelio (silver crucian carp), 1177 nucleotides long. RefSeq names its product GT1 domain-containing protein. Gene Ontology annotation, cellular component: nucleus. Bases 372 to 1019 code for a protein of 215 amino acids. The transcript has 5 exons. NCBI's taxonomy places the organism in Eukaryota, Metazoa, Chordata, Actinopteri, Cypriniformes, Cyprinidae. The record is from RefSeq and is a predicted model, not a curated record.
GUGUCUAGCUAGCUAGCUCACUGGUUAUUCUAAACACAGCCUCAAACAACAGCUAUCAUCUCAUCGUUUCAGCCACCAUUUUUUUUCUUAUGGCGUAAAUAACUUUAAACGGUUUUAUUGUGUGUUAGUUUGGCAUUGAAGCGAUCUUAUAUUUAUGCCUGGUGUUUUUAGGCAAGAAACAGUUUUCUGGGUCCGGUUCUUCGACAGUGGUUUAACAAAACCCGGAUUAGUUCACAUAUCCCGGAUUAACCUAGCUCGAUCUGAAAUGGAGUUUUUCCGGCUCUUCUAAAACAUAUCUCAUAGACUAUAAUAGAGCAGCUGACCGUUCAUGUAAGGAUUUAUAAAUCUGUGUAGACUAACAUAAUUAUAGCAUGGCUAAACAGCGGGCUGCAUAUUUCAGCGCUGCUGAAUUGCAGCUUAUAAUGGAAGGAUAUGAGGAAGUUAAACAUUUAAUAAAAACCAAAGGGAAUACUAUAGCUGCUGCAAAAGUCCGCCAGGAUGCGUGGCGAAAAAUAGCUGCCAAAUUAAAUGCAUCCAACCCUAUGGGACCAAGAAGAACGUGGCAACAAGUGAAGACGAAAUACAAAAAUAUCGUUCAAAGUGCUAACAAGAGAAAGGCUGCACUGAAGAAGAUGGGACUAAUCCCAACAAAAGAGGAGUACAUCGAUGAAGAAGAGCUGCCCCCUGAGGACAAUGUGGAGGCUCCUAUCAUAGCGAGCAUAGUUGGUGGCUGCUCCUCUGAUCCAGGAGAUACAGCUGGCUGCAGCAGUUAUGUCAAAGUGACUGAACAUGGACUGGCCCUGCUUCAGCCACCAGUAUUAUCAGAUGAAGAGCUGGACUCUGAACCUGUGGAAGAUGUUAAGACACUAUACAAGAAGUAUCUCAAAAUAGAGAUCUCAAACAGAAAGCAAGAAAUGGCAUACAGAGCUUUAAAAAUGCGCAAAGUGGAGAAAGAAAUUCAGUUACUGGACAGGAAAUUGGAUGUAAGUGUGAUAUUUGAUAAUGGAUCGUCAGAAUAAAGGAUAAAUGUACCUUUAAGAUCCACUAAAAUCUGUUUUCAGACAUUUUAGUUUAUGUUGGCGUAGUUUAGUUAGGAAAACAGGAAUACAAUGAAAGAGAAAUAUUGGUUUUCUAUGUUCAUUUCUGAAAUUUAAAAAUGAGUAAAGUGUCAAAAAUA